Molecule: messenger RNA, 3371 nt
Organism: Bufo gargarizans (Asiatic toad)
Lineage: Eukaryota; Metazoa; Chordata; Amphibia; Anura; Bufonidae
Gene: CHST11
Product: carbohydrate sulfotransferase 11
Exons: 3
Coding region: 292-1350 (352 amino acids)
Biological process (GO): carbohydrate biosynthetic process; proteoglycan biosynthetic process
Cellular component (GO): membrane
Molecular function (GO): sulfotransferase activity
Source: RefSeq, a predicted model, not a curated record
GAGCAGCCCCGGCCGGUGUACAGACUGCCUGGCAGCUGCUCUCGUUAUCUUCAUGCAGACAUCCCGGGCACCCCCGGAGCACCAGGCACCGCAGCGCACGGGACUGAUCCAGUGAUGCAGGAGCAUCUGCCUAUACUGCCAGCCCAUGUCUGAGCGGGGUCGCCUGUAGCAGCUAGUGCCCGCAGCCUUUCAUAUGUAAAUACCCAUCCAGUACCCCCAGGUACCCUUCCAGCAAUCCCUCGGGGCGACAUCCACACCCUACCGGAGGCGAGGCGCAGGCAGGGCAUCGCUAUGAAGCAGGCGCUCAUGGAGGUGAUGAGGAUGAACCGCAUCUGCAGGAUGGUGCUGGUCACUUGCUUAGGAUCUUUCGUCCUGGUCAUCUUUUAUUUCCAAAGUAUGUUGCACCCAGUUAUGCACAGAAAUUCAUUUGGAAUGGACAUUUGCUGUCGGAAGGGGUCACGAAGUCCACUCCAACAACUCUACAAUCCAACGCAGGUGGAUCUAUCCAGUAACGCCCUUUUGCACCAAAUGAGACGGGAUCAGGUUACAGACAUUUGUCGGGCAAAUAAUAUAUCAAGCAGGAAACGACGUAUGUUGACUCCCAAUGACUUGAAACAUUUAGUGGUAGAUGAAUACCAUGAAAUGAUUUAUUGCUAUGUUCCAAAAGUGGCAUGUACAAAUUGGAAGAGAGUGAUGAUGGUCCUAACAGGAAGAGGUAAAUAUAGUGAUCCAAUGGAAAUUCCAGCCAAUGUAGCUCAUGUCUCAUCCAAUCUGAAGACCCUCAACCAGUACAGCAUUCCAGAGAUUAACCAUAGAUUGAAAAAUUUUAUGAAAUUCAUGUUUGUCCGUGAACCAUUUGAGAGGCUGGUUUCAGCCUACAGAAACAAAUUCACCCAGAAAUAUAACACCUCAUUCCACAAGCGCUACGGAACCAAAAUAGUAAGACGGCAACGUAAAAAUGCUACCCAGGAAGCUCUUCAUAAUGGUAACGAUGUAAAGUUUGAGGAGUUUGUGGCUUAUCUAAUUGACCCGCACACCCAGAGAGAAGAACCAUUCAAUGAGCACUGGCAAACCAUGUUUUCUCUCUGCCAUCCUUGUCAUAUUCACUAUGAUCUCAUAGGAAAAUAUGAAACCUUAGAAGAGGACUCUAACUAUGUUCUGCAGCUGGCAGGAGUGGGCAACUACUUAAAAUUUCCCACCUUUCCGAAGUCUACCAGAACUACUGAUGAAAUGACAGCCGAGUUUUUCCAGAACAUCAGCUCAGAGCACCAGACGCAACUGUAUGAAGUAUACAAACUUGAUUACUUAAUGUUCAACUACUCCACUCCAGCCUAUCUGAAACUAGAAUAAGAGGAUAUCUGUAUGUUACUGUGUGCGUUAAGGGACAUUUUGUAAAUUAAAGGAAGGCAGGGGUUGGAGAGGGCCGGGGUGUUUCAUUUGUGCUGCAAGCGGUACAAGCAUAAUAAAUUAAUUUCUUCAUAAGCAAAGGCAACUUGAUGUGUAGGGUAAGAGAAAUGUAAGCAAAUCUGAAGACACGCAAGCAACUAUGCUGUUCUCAAUUUCCAUGGCGCCUUCAUUCUGUAUGUAAAUUGUCUAUAAAUUAUUUAUAGUUAUUUAAACAAUGUCUUUUGGUCUGAUUAAGUCUACUGUGUGUCUUUACAUAUAUAUAUAGAUAUCUUUUUAUGUUUGUAGAAUAUCUAUAUAUAGGUAUUUGUGUGUAUAUACAUAUAUAUGUAUAUAUGUACAUAUUCUAAGAGCCAAAUAUUAAGUCUCUAACUUUAGUUGUUGAAAUCCCUGCCACCCUGUUUAGUAAAUUCCUGGUGUCACCAGAAUGAUGUGACCUUUUUUUAAAAGCUGAACCCAUCGCUGUUAGGUUUUCUACUCGAGAAUAUAUAUAAAUAUCUAUUAUUUUGAAUAAAGGAAGGUGUAUCACAUUCAGACUGUGAAUAAUACUAGAAAAUGUCAUUUUAGUGUUAUGUAUAGGCACAAACGUUUUUAUUUCCUUUUGUCACCCUAUGUCAGACCCUCUAUGCCUCAGCUUAUUUGGUAAAUCCAGUACAUAUGUUCAUUACCCUAAGUGACAUAGCUCUGGAAAAGACUGAAUUUGAAUGAACUGUGUUUACACUACACUGUAUAGUAACUGUAACCUCAUCCAUCAGUUCAGAUACAUACAUCAGCUUAUGGUUGUAUCUAGUUCAGAUAUUAUGCAAAAUGUGAUCAUUUUAAGUGCAAUUUGGUUUUCAGGUGCUAAAUAGAGCUAUGUAGCUUUACCCACUCUGUGUUUAUUGUGCAGUAAUGUACCAUCAUAAUAUAAUAUAUUCAUGAUUCAAAUGGAACCUCUUUAGACUGAACCCCAGGGAGCUUGUCCUUUAGACUGAAGCUUUCUGCAGCAAUCCCCUGUUUUUAUUCUGGAUGAUUCAGAAAUAUUUUAGGCUGUUAAUAAAUGUACCAGUCAUGAAUGUUAUACGCUGUACAAAUAAUGUGAUCUUAAAAGCAGAAUUUUCAGUCAUCUUCCAAUUACCAACAAUCUCAGCCUUUUUUGUCUGGAGAGAAUACAUAUUACAGAAUACAUAGACAAAGCUAUCCCUUGCUGAGCAUCUUCUGUUAUUUUCUAAGCUUCUUUUGAAGUGAUUUAAACUCCAUGUCUGCUUCUAAAUAAAUGGGGAAUUUGGCAGGUUAGUGACUUAACCAAUAUGCAGCCUAUGGGACUAUGGAAGGGUCUAUCCAACAUUGGUUAUGCAUUAAAGGUCAAGUUGUAAAGUAUAAGCCAACUUCAAUUUUUGGCUUGCCAUAUAAAUGUUCAGAAUUGUGAAAGUUUACUUUCAGGCAUAUUGCAAAUAAAUUGUACUGGUUGCAAGCUACAGUAUUCACCCAGAAUAGAUAACACAAUCUACAAUGGGAAUAAUGAAGGCACAGCACUGCCUCGAAAAUGAGCCUUAAAAUAAGCCUAGCAUUUAUUUCUUCUAGUAUUGCACAACACAAAGAUCUAUGCCAAUCCAUAGAAAGAGACAGCCUGGGCCACUGUACCGUCAGGCUUUUGAUUUUGUCUUCCUGCUGGUCAGUAAAUGCUUACUACUUUUGCUUAUCUGUAUCCCUAUUGUGUUUCAUAUUUAUAGGUCAUUAAAAUAAAAUUUGAUGUGAUAUAGAUGAUACCUUGAAGCAGUUGUGUGACCCCUCCAGUCCGGAUAUACUUUGUCUUUUUGUACAUAAACUUUGUCCCGGCUUCAGGUCUGUGCAUCACUUUGCAGAGCGAUGUCUUGCAUGCACCUAAAGCUGUAAAUGGUUAAAAUGAAACUGUAAUCUACUGGAAUGGCCAAAAGAUAAUUUAUUAAUGAUGUAUUAAAUUGUACAAAUUAUUGAUCAAAAAUAAA